CUCUGCGAUGGCUCUGCUAGCGGUGCUCACUGUCGAUCCCUUUCUCCUGAGCUAUGACUUCCACGAUUGGCGAGAUUCAAGAGCCAAAUCAGCACCUACGAACGAACAUCAAGAAAAGCUUCGCCGAUGUUCUGGGCUCAUCCCAAAUCCAUCAGGAACAGAAGCAAAUCGGACGUUACAAAGGCUUCCCGGCUGUGUCCUUCUCCGUUGAAGAGGUAAUCUCCUUCUCUGUCCCAUAUCAAUUCGCGUUAAUUGGGAGAUUCACCAAAUCCAGACCUCCUUUGGAGGUAAUCAAAAAAUGCUUCGAAAAAAUUGGAUUCAAACCAGGGUUUUCUGUUGGUCUCUUAGCACCCUCCCUUAUUCUUCUCAAUUUCCGGUGCCCAUCGGAGUACCAACAAUGCUUUAAGAGACGCAUUUGGAAAAUCAAUGGAGCUGAGAUGGUUGUGUCAAAAUGGAGUCCUAACUUCCAUCCUGACCACGAAAAUCCCAUCUUUCCAGUUUGGGUGUCCCUAACUCACUUGCCAAUCCAUCUUCAAGAGGCCAAGGCCCUUCACUGUAUAGCAAGGUCAAUUGGCAAUCUGUUGAUGAUGGAUGCUUCCACAUCUGCAAAAACAAGGCCCUCAGUAGCCAGGUUCUGUGUUGAACUUGAUAUAUCCAAAGAGCUUCCUAAGAAAAUUUGGAUUGAUAAUGGUGGGAUGGACUUCUUCCAAGAUAUUUCUUACGAAAACAUCCCAGAUUACUGCUGUUUCUGUAGGAAGUCAGGCCACCUCACCGGAAAAUGCAAUGAGAAGGAGAGUAAACAACAAGAUUCUCUUUCAUCAGAAACAUACAAGAACAAAGAGAUAAAGGGGCAACCUCUCUUGAGCAAGGAACCUAUUCUCAAGAUACCUCCAUGUGAUUUGGGACCCAAGACCAACCUGUCUUCUGAACCAGUCCAUUCACCAAGUGGUGCUGCUCAAAAAACAAACACCACUGCAAAUUCUGCAAACAUUGAGCUGGAAAACAUAUGUCCAGGGAAUCAUGUCCCUACACAGCCUGAGGUGACAGUUGCUAAUGGUAGCACUAUGAUCACAACUACUGUAGAUUCAAAGGAAGUGCUAGUGAUAGAGGAUGUCCCCAACAAUGGUCUUGCUGUUGACUACCCCAGGGAAGCCUCUCAUUUUGUCACUUCCAAUCCUUACAGCAAUGACUGUACCA
Molecule: messenger RNA, 1197 nt
Organism: Cuscuta campestris
Lineage: Eukaryota; Viridiplantae; Streptophyta; Magnoliopsida; Solanales; Convolvulaceae
Source: the annotation of a GenBank genome assembly